This is a messenger RNA of Acaulospora colombiana, 166 nucleotides long. The record is from the annotation of a GenBank genome assembly. NCBI's taxonomy places the organism in Eukaryota, Fungi, Glomeromycota, Glomeromycetes, Diversisporales, Acaulosporaceae.
AUGUACGACCAUAUUCGUAGGAACCUCGAUAACUUUGAUCAUUAUGAUCGCUCCGUCUCCCUCGAUCAAAAUAUUCGUUUCCUUCUUCAUGAGUUCCUUAUAUUGCAGGACAGUUACAUCGAUUUGUUGGAAUAUUUUGAAUUGGAUGGAUCGUCUCGCCAUCAUA